This is a messenger RNA of Hyposmocoma kahamanoa, 3278 nucleotides long. It is a transcript of the gene mRNA-cap, whose product is annotated as mRNA-capping enzyme. The transcript has 12 exons. Gene Ontology annotation, molecular function: protein tyrosine/serine/threonine phosphatase activity; mRNA 5'-triphosphate monophosphatase activity; mRNA guanylyltransferase activity. NCBI's taxonomy places the organism in Eukaryota, Metazoa, Arthropoda, Insecta, Lepidoptera, Cosmopterigidae. Bases 1 to 1776 code for a protein of 591 amino acids. Gene Ontology annotation, biological process: protein dephosphorylation; 7-methylguanosine mRNA capping. The record is from RefSeq and is a predicted model, not a curated record.
AUGUCACAGGACCCCGGGCCCAUACCAAGUAGAUGGUUGAAAUGCCCUCGAAAAGCUACUGGCCUGGUAGCAGCUAAGUUUUUAGCUUUUAAAACGCCAUUGGGGCACCAGUUCAACGAGAAAGUACCCGAACAAUUUCGGUUCACACCUACGAUGUUGUUUGUAUACAUGAAAAGCUCAAAAAUGAAACUUGGUUUGUGGAUUGAUCUCACGAAUACUAGUCGAUUCUAUGACAAGAAAGAGGUUGAGGACAUGGAUUGUAAGUACGUAAAACUGCAAUGCCGUGGCCAUGGGGAGACACCAUCCCCAGAACAAACUAAGCUAUUCAUUCAACUUGUGUCAAGAUUUGUUAGCCAAAAUCCACUGGAAGUAAUUGGUGUCCACUGUACUCAUGGAUUUAACAGAACUGGCUUUCUACUGGUCUCCUAUAUGGUGGAACAACUAGAUUGCAGUGUUGAGGCUGCUAUUAAUGAAUUCGCGAAGAUGAGACCUCCUGGAAUCUACAAACAAGAUUACUUGGAAGAGCUAUACAGACGUUAUGAUGAUCCUGAGUUCACACCACCAGCUCCUCUCAGACCAGAUUGGUGCAAUGAAGAAGAGGAGGAGGAUUACGAUGAUGAUUCACCAAGUCAAUCACAAAGCAACUCAUCACAAAAUUCACCAAAUCAAAGCAGUAAACCUAAGAAAGGCAGACGGGAAACAACACACAAAAAAGCAACAUUUAUGCCAGGAGUAAGAGGUGUAGAACCAUUCAACACUCAGCCACGACUGAGUGAAAUUCAAAAGAAAGCACAACAUUUCUGCAAGUGGAAAAGGACUGGCUUUCCAGGGUCACAGCCGGUGUCAAUGGAUGUUACAAAUUUAAGGAAACUGCACGAGAAACCUUACAUGGUUUCGUGGAAAGCUGAUGGUGUAAGAUACAUGAUGUUAAUAGACGGCGAGGGCGAAGUGUACAUGUUGGACAGAGACAACUGCGUGUUUAAAGUGUUCGGCCUGCGGUUCCUGCAUAGGAUAGAUCUAAGCAGACAUUUGAAGGGCACAUUGAUAGAUGGAGAAAUGGUAAUAGACAAAGUGAAUGGAGAAGAAAUUCCAAGAUACCUUUGUUACGACAUCAUUAAAUUCGAAGGGCAGGACGUGGGCAGGAUGGCGUUCUACCCUAUCCGGUACAACUGUAUAGAAAACGAAAUUAUUAGUCCCAGGCACAGUGCGAUAGAGAAAGGCAUAAUAAAUAAGAAGCGCGAACCGUUCAGCAUACGGUUAAAACAGUUCUGGGAGCUGCCCAUGGCGCGUCAGUUGCUCGGCGAAAAAUUCGCUAAGACGUUAGUGCACGAACCCGACGGAUUGAUCUUCCAGCCUUCUAAGGAGCCGUAUGUAGCGGGACAAAGCGACGACGUGUUGAAAUGGAAGCCAAGUCAUAUGAACAGCGUGGAUUUCAAAUUAAAAAUAAUAACAGAAGGAGGAUUAGGAAUUCUCCCAAAGAAAAUCGGUCAUCUAUACGUCGGCCAACUAGACCGGCCUUUUGCGUCUAUUAAAGUGACUAAGGACAUCAAACAUCUCAACAAUAAGAUCAUAGAAUGCACCAUGGAGAAUAACCAAUGGGUCUUCAUGAGGGAACGUGUGGACAAAUCUUAUCCCAAUAGCUACACUACGGCUAUGGCCGUCUGUGAAAGUAUACGAGAUCCAGUAACGAAGGAGCGUCUCUUGGACUUCAUAGACAACUAUCGGUUCCACGAUGACACGGACAUGAUGCCGCCGCCGAAACGCGUGCGCCUCUAGCGAUCUGUCAUAUCUAUUAGGAUAAUUUUAAUUAAGGUAAUGGAUUUUGUAUGCAAGUUGAAUAGUGAGUUUUUGUAAGAACCUUUAGUUAUUUACUAAUGCCUUACACGACAUACAGGCUAUGUGUAAAUUAUGUCCACUUAUACACAAAAUAUCAGACGGUAAAUGGCAGUCACAAAGUUCCCUCGCGCUUUUUCACGAAAUCUUCGGUAAUUAAACUCUUUCCUUCUGAAAUGCAGUUUUUCCUCGGCUUCCAUACAAAAUUCAUCUCCAACAUUUAAUUUACGAAGUUAUGACGUCAUUAGGAAAACAAACACAAUUUGCUUCAUUAUCUGGCGUAAGAAACCUAACAUGAGUUUUAUUACCACCAAAAAAAAAAACUAAAUGGUCCACAUACGAAAGAACCGUCUGUUCCAAGUACCUAAGUGGAGUGCGAGUUCAAGUUUUAUUGGUUGUUUUAUCAUUGUCAUCUAAAGUUAUGCGGUACUUGUCCCGCAAGUAGUUCACGAUCUUGUCGAAGAUUGUAAAUGCUUGCUUGAGAAUUGCUUAUUAUCUAUCAUUAAUAUAUGUUACCUUAAGAGUUCUAACUUUCCAAAUUAUGUCUAAUAUGAAAUCCAACUCGUUAUUUUCAUUUCCAAUUUUGAGCUGGAACCGUUGAUCCAACCAAACUCAAUUUAAAUCGCAUUAACACACGCACUAUCACGAUCGACACGUGUGAUCAGACAAAAUCGAGUCAAUAUGUAAGCAACAGAUCGACAACGUAUUUUAUUGUCGAUCGACAUUUUAAAAUUUUAAUUAGGCGUAGGUGCCAACAAAUUUGUUCGAUUUUAACCUUUGUAUUUAUCGAUCGCCUACUUGGUGAUAGUAAAGAUCUUCAAAAAUCGAUCUAAUUUGUAGCCACCUUUAUACAUUCGCUUCUAUUGAGGUAUUUUCUUUGCUAUCCUUUAGUAAUCAUAAUAAUUAAGUUAUUGGGUAUAAACUAUUGUCUUAUUGUAUUGAUAAUGAAAUUUCGUUCCGGCGUUGUUUUACAAAAUUAUUUCGCGUACACGUACGCACGACCAUGUUUUAGAUACUCAAUAACAGCAUGUGUCACUUGUAACCAUUUACCGGUUUAUUUGAACUCUUAACUUUAUUGAGUUGCUUACGGCGUGAGGUCAGGCUGAGGCUCAAUUUACAUUGGCGCGGAUUGAAAGCUAAUUUUUGUAACAAAAUUUUCAUUAUGCUAUGUCAAAUUUUGUUACACAAUACACUAUAAAGUGUAUUUGUGUGUAUGUUUUUUGUUUGUAUCUAUAAUUCGUUUUUUGUUAAUACAACAAAGAACAAAGAAGCAGUGAUCAAACUAUUCUUUCAGACAACAAAUUACAGUUUAGUGCUUCUAUUUUCCCCAUAGAUUUAGUAUAUGUACAAAAUCUAUGAUUUUCUCAAUGUCCCUCGGCAAUCAUCGGAUUUCCGAAUGCACACGAAUAUUAAUUUCCAUGCCCAUUAAUUAUUAGAUUUAAAAC